GUAACGUUGACAGCACACGACAACCUUUCUCCUUUCACUGUAAAUGAUGUCUUCGGGAAUCUCUAAAAUCACAACUGAGCGAAACCAGCGUACUUUGCUGGAGUUGGUAAUGCAGCCAGGGAACGACAUCUGUGCAGAUUGUAAGUCGCGGAACCCGCGAUGGGCUUCUCACAAUUUGGGCAUUUUUAUAUGCGUCAACUGCGCGAGCAUCCAUCGCAAGCUUGGUACCCAUAUUACGAAAGUAAAGAGCAUUACCCUGGACGCAUGGACCAAGGAACAGGUCGAAGUCAUGAAGCAAAGCGGAAAUAUCAGAUCAAACGCCAUGUACAACCCUGACGAAGCUCGCCACCCCCCACCCACCAAUAUGAUGGAGGCAGAACGAGAUAGCGAAAUUGAGAAGUUCAUCCGCGCCAAGUACGAGUUUAAGUGGUUCAUGAACUGUAAACCUUCCAAAUUCGUUUCACCUGCUCGUCCAUAUUCCAAUGCUGUGACUACACGGCCAAAGUCCACUCCUACGGACCCUGCCCCAUUUAAACGCAAGACCUCUCCUCCUCCUCCUCCAGUUCCUGCCAAAAAUGUCACCCUUCCUGGCGCAUUAUCUCCAGGAUCUACACCCGUGCAACCCGCGAGAUCCAUCUCCCACCCGUUGCCUACACCCCGUUCCUCUGUUCCGAGCCAGAAGCUUUCUGGGAGCCAACUUUGGGAUGAUUUAAUUUCGUUACAGGGCCCUUCGCAAUUAUCUUCCCUUCCUUUGCAGUACCAGUCGCCGAACCCCGAUUUCUCAUCGCUUCCUUCCCAGUCCCACUCUAUGCCCCUUGCCCAGACAACUCUUGGUGUCUCGCCCACUCUGUUCUCGACUUUCCAGGCUUCCCACAUGAUGCCCACGUCGAUGUCAUCGAUAGGGAAUGCCACUUCAGUUACACCCAUGCAUACCAUAGCUGCUGGUGCGACUACAAUCGCAAAUCCACAGACUCCGUUCCAAUAUCAAUUUUCGGGCUAUUCAUCUUCUAACACUUUCAACUCGUUUCCUCCACAGAUGAGUGCCGAGGUUUCAAGCGGGACACCCGCUGCGGCGCCUCUACCUCAGCAGAAUUAUUUCGCUCAAUCAUUCGGACAACCCUCUCAGUCAAUGCUUGGUCAUAUGCAAGACCCCAGCUUGAUGUAUGCACAACCGCAAUCACAAGUAGUUCAACAACAGUACUCUUCGCAACCGCCAUUUUCUGCUACACCAGCAUUUGUAGCGCAGCAGCAGCCGCCGUUUAUGAAUAACACAUCUUAUGGAGGGUGGCAGGGUAUGCAUGGCAAUUUUUAAUGGAUAAUUAAACAACAGACUCUGGAUGUCCCCUUGAUUCGAACUCUCAAUAUUCCUACACCCUUGCGAUGUAGAUAUGCUUAGUUGCACUUUAAUACUCAUUCAAAGCGUCGAUUCUUGCACUGGAAAA
This is a messenger RNA of Suillus fuscotomentosus, 1442 nucleotides long. RefSeq lists its product as uncharacterized. The coding region runs from base 44 to 1312 and encodes 422 amino acids. Lineage: Eukaryota; Fungi; Basidiomycota; Agaricomycetes; Boletales; Suillaceae. The transcript has 6 exons. The record is from RefSeq and is a predicted model, not a curated record. Gene Ontology annotation, molecular function: GTPase activator activity. Gene Ontology annotation, cellular component: Golgi apparatus. Gene Ontology annotation, biological process: endoplasmic reticulum to Golgi vesicle-mediated transport; intra-Golgi vesicle-mediated transport; endocytosis.